AUGAUCAUGGAGCACCUACCCAAGCUUCAAACGAAGAAUAUAGUACUAGCAAGCCAGUCCCCGCGGCGUCGCGAAAUCCUCACGCUCAUGGGGCUCCCCUUCACGCCGGUGCCGUCUCAAUUCGAGGAAAACCUCGACAAGUCCUCGUUCAAAUCCCCGCGCGACUACGUCAUGGCCAAUGCGCACGGGAAAGCUGCGGACGUCGCGGCGAGCCAGACCGACUACGACCUCGUCAUCGGCAGUGACACGGUCGUCGUGCUCGACGGCAAGGUGCUCGAAAAGCCCAAGUCUGAGGGCGAGGCCUUCCGCAUGCUCGCCCAGCUCAGCGGCAGGCAGCACACCGUCGCCACCGGCGUGUCGCUCAUCGCCAAGGGCGACACAACUAGGACCUUUGCAGAGGAGACUUCGGUCUGGUUUGCGCACCUGUCGGAUGAUGUCAUCGGCGCCUACAUUAAGACGGGAGAACCUAUGGAUAAGGCGGGCGCGUAUGGCAUCCAGGGAAGGGGCGGAGCGCUUGUGCGUCGUAUCGAGGGCUGCUACUUUACCGUCAUGGGCUUGCCGAUGCACGCUUUGGCGAGGGAGAUUGCAGAGCUGUGCAAGGAGCACUUGCUGUAA
Messenger RNA from Chondrus crispus (carragheen), 615 nucleotides. RefSeq names its product Maf protein. Lineage: Eukaryota; Rhodophyta; Florideophyceae; Gigartinales; Gigartinaceae. Gene Ontology annotation, molecular function: nucleoside triphosphate diphosphatase activity. The record is from RefSeq and is a predicted model, not a curated record. Bases 1 to 615 code for a protein of 204 amino acids. The transcript has a single exon.